Molecule: messenger RNA, 822 nt
Organism: Homarus americanus (American lobster)
Lineage: Eukaryota; Metazoa; Arthropoda; Malacostraca; Decapoda; Nephropidae
Product: cytochrome c-like
Exons: 2
Coding region: 116-469 (117 amino acids)
Biological process (GO): mitochondrial electron transport, cytochrome c to oxygen; mitochondrial electron transport, ubiquinol to cytochrome c
Cellular component (GO): mitochondrial intermembrane space
Molecular function (GO): electron transfer activity; heme binding
Source: RefSeq, a predicted model, not a curated record
CCGGAAACGUGAGUCGGUAACUUGAUAAUCUACAUUCUGUUUCAAGCAUAUACAGUACAUAAAACGGUCGGCCAGUGUGCCAUUUGACACCACAGAGGAGGGACUUCUGGCCACCAUGGCGCCUACGAAAACUAAAUGUGAAGAGGACAACAUGGGUGACGUGGACAAGGGCAAGAAGAUCUUCGUACAAAGGUGUGCGCAGUGUCACACUGUGGAGGCCUGCGGUAAGCACAAGACUGGUCCCAACCUCAAUGGUCUCUUUGGCCGCCAAACUGGUCAAGCUGCUGGCUAUACGUACACCGACGCCAACAAGUCUAAAGGCAUCACGUGGAACUGUGAAACACUAGACGUUUAUCUCACCAAUCCCAAAAAGUUCAUCCCAGGCACCAAGAUGGUGUUUGCUGGGUUGAAGAAAAAGAAGGAGCGUAGCGACUUGAUAGCCUACCUGGAGGUCUCCACCGCUACAUAGAUAGCAAUGACGUGAUCAGGGGAUCUGAGUCCCUCAAAGAAUGAACUGAAAGUGCAAGUCAGUGACUCGUGUGUUAAAUAGACGUGGAAAAUUCUGAAUAUUUGUCCGAUUUAGUCCCCCCCCCCCCCUGUACAUACAAUGCUCGUCUGUUUGUAUCUCACUGGUUGGUCGAGGAGAGGGAAGGGGGUAAACGAGUCUCCUCCCUCUCCUCACCUCCAGGGCUUCUGGCUAUGUGUCGAAGGGUUUUAAUUUAUUUUCAUUACAAAAUGUUAUGCCCCAUCGACUGACUUGUCUGACUGUAAAAACUGCCAUUCCAUUUACUUCAUUGAAAUACAUGUACAGUUAAAUAAUUA